This is a messenger RNA of Mangifera indica (mango), 1028 nucleotides long. RefSeq names its product probable long-chain-alcohol O-fatty-acyltransferase 1. The coding region runs from base 89 to 703 and encodes 204 amino acids. Gene Ontology annotation, biological process: lipid metabolic process. NCBI's taxonomy places the organism in Eukaryota, Viridiplantae, Streptophyta, Magnoliopsida, Sapindales, Anacardiaceae. The transcript has 2 exons. The record is from RefSeq and is a predicted model, not a curated record.
AAGGAAGAGUACGAAUAAAAGAGUUCCCACAAAGUUCAAUGGACUCUUUGGAGUAUGAACCGUGACAACACCACCCAGGCUGAUUCAGAUGAUAACAGAGACGAGCUUACCCAUGGAUGGUGAGAUCAAGAGCUUCAUUCAGUCUUGGCAGUCUUGCUCACCAACUUCAAGCUGCUCCUCUGUGCCUUCGAACAAGGCCCUCUCUCCACCCCCAUCUAAGCUCUUCUACCUCAUAUCUCUCGCAUGUCUUCCCAUCAAGAUCAAACAAGAAGAUGAAGAGAAAUCUCAAGAAACUCCCAAGUCAACCACUAUUAGCCCGCCGCUUCCGAGGCCAGUUUUGUUGGGCAUCAAUUUAGCGCUUUUGGAUUUCAUCACUUGUGUGUAUAGCUAUAAAAAUUAUUUGCACCAAAAUGUUCUCUUGGUGCUCUACUGUUGCCAUGUUUACCGUCAACUUGAGAUCACUUUAGCCAUAUGUGCAGCCCCCAUUAGAGCCAUUUUUGGGUUUGAGCUUGAACCACAAUUCGAUGGGCCUCACCGUGCAGCCUCACUCCAAGACUUUUGGAGUUGCAGGUGGAAUCUCAUGGUUACGAGUAUUCUACGCUCCACUAUAUACACUGUUACACGACGGGUUUCUACUCACCUGAUCGGGCGCACAUGGGCUCCUCUUCCCACUGUUAUUGCGGUAUUUGUGGUGUCGGCCUAAUGCACGAGAUACUUAAAUAUUAUAUAACACGAGCAUCUCUCAGGUGGGAGGUGACUUCAUUUUUUAAUCCUACAUGGAAUGUGUGUGAUCAUGGAGGUGGCAGUAAAGAGGGUAUCAAGUGGCUGUUACACCCAAUGGUUAUGAGGCCUCUGGUGGUGGUGUUUGUGGCAGUGACCAUCGUUUGACUGUUUUGGCCGCAACUAUUGAGGAAUGGUAACCAUAAGGGAGUUCUUAAAUACAACAGACUUUGUUAAGAACAGAUUUUAUCGAUAAAGCAACAUUCAUUAACAUUAAAACUAAGACAUGAAUUUAUUCUUUUCCGUUA